AUGGCAUAUGGGCAAGACUGGAGGAACCUGAGAAAGCACAGCCACGCACUUCUCAACUUGAAUGCUUCGAAGAGAUACAUGCCAUCGCAAGAUCUGGAGUCCAAAGUGGUGCUUCACGAUCUACUAGAUCAGCCCGAUGAGUUUUACACCAUCAAUCGACGCUACUCUACCUCUGUUAUCAUGCUAGCCACCUAUGGGUAUCGCAUCCCUUCCUUCCAAGACCCUAUUAUCUCCAAGAUCUUCAGUGUUCUGGAGAAUCUUUCCAUCAUGAUGGCUCCUGGUGCCUUCGCGGUCGAGAGUUUACCCGGCCUCGCUAAUCUUCCCGAGUUUCUCUUGGGAAACUGGCGCACCUGGGGCAAGAAAGCAUUUGCCCACGACAGCAAGAUCUGGCUGGAGCUUUGGGAGGCUUUAAAGAAGACAACGGACGACGGCACUGCCAAAGACUGCUUCUGCAAGGACUUUUACCUUGGUGAUCCUAAAAAGAAUGGCAUCGACGACUUGCUCGCCGCAUAUACCUGCGGUGGCCUUGUUGAGGCUGGUUCCGAAACAACAGCUACGACUAUAAACAAUUGGACGCUGGCUAUGACUCUUUUCCCCGAAACAAUGCGGAAGGGCCAGGAAGAAAUUGACCGUGUCGUCGGAAGCGACCGAAUGCCCACAUGGGAAGAUGAGAAAGAUCUCCCUUACGUUCGAGCGAUGAUUAAAGAAACCUUACGAUGGCGUCCAGUCAACAAAUUUGGGAUGUAUCACGCUUCAACCGAGGACGACUGGUACGAAGGACACUUCAUCCCGAAGGACUCUGUAGUCGUCCUGAAUUGGUGGGCUAUCCAGCGCGAUCCAAGCCGCUACGAAAAUGCCGAUGAAUACGAUCCAUCUCGGUUUCUCAAUAGUCCACUCUCUGCAGCGGAGUACAUGAACUCGCAGGAUCCAUAUGACCGCGAUCACUUUUCCUAUGACGUGCGUGUCCUGGAGUCCAUCUAG
Messenger RNA from Colletotrichum fioriniae, 981 nucleotides. Lineage: Eukaryota; Fungi; Ascomycota; Sordariomycetes; Glomerellales; Glomerellaceae. The record is from RefSeq and is a predicted model, not a curated record.